Camelina sativa (false flax) is the source of this 901-nucleotide messenger RNA. RefSeq lists its product as uncharacterized. The record is from RefSeq and is a predicted model, not a curated record. Lineage: Eukaryota; Viridiplantae; Streptophyta; Magnoliopsida; Brassicales; Brassicaceae. Gene Ontology annotation, biological process: tRNA transcription by RNA polymerase III. Gene Ontology annotation, cellular component: RNA polymerase III complex. Gene Ontology annotation, molecular function: DNA binding.
AUGAACUUUAGAUCUUAUCUUAUAUUCCCUUCAUUUUUUGUUUGGCUCAUUUUUCAUUUGCAGGAUUAUAGAAACUCCUACUAUCCUACUGUUCUUCCUUUGAGAAACCCUAACUCUGGUGAUCCAGAACUUCUUGACCAGGAGGAAUUUGGGAAGUUGGCCAAACAUCGUGAAUAUGAUGAGAACAUCAACUCGGCAGAAGAACUCGGUCUGACAUCGGUGCAACACUGCAAAAAACAGAUGUUUUUCUUUAAGUUUCCAGACCGUCUCCCUGUAAUGAAGCAAUCGACAGGAAAAAACACCAAGAGGUCGAUAUCGUCAGAGAGUAGUUCAAUAAGAAGCAACCCUUUUGAAGGUUUACCAGAAGGUUUCAUGGGCAAAAUGCUAGUUUACAAGAGCGGCAAUGUCAAGUUGAAACUUGGAGAUGUCCUCUUCGAUGUCUCUCCAGGUCCAAAUGCAAAAUUUCAUAACGAUGUGGCAGCAAUCAACACCAGAGGGAGGAACUGCUGUCGCGUUGGUUCUUCAGCGAAGCUUGUGACCGUUACUCCCGAUGUUGAGUCUCUUUUGAAUACUGCUUCGGACAUGGAAACACGCAAGUGAAGGUCGUUCUGGACGGUCCUGUUCAUACAAGGAUGUGAAAAGCGUAGAAUUGACCACUUAGAUUCUGUAGCUACAAACUAAUCUUCAACCAUGAUCGUAAAAACUCUUCUUGGUGUCUACUUUUUGUAGUAAGAGAGAUUUCAGUAAUUGGGGUACAAGAAAGAAAACUCUUAACAUUUUGAAACAUUCAGAGUUCUUAUUAUGGAAACGCAACGGAGUGAAUCUUGUAAAAUGUCAACAAUGGAGUACAAAACCGGAGAUUAUCAAAAUAAACCACAUCGUGACCUGAAAGAAAGCUAAA